This is a messenger RNA of Tribolium madens (black flour beetle), 3142 nucleotides long. RefSeq names its product nuclear hormone receptor FTZ-F1 (gene ftz-f1). Gene Ontology annotation, biological process: regulation of transcription by RNA polymerase II; tissue development; hormone-mediated signaling pathway. The transcript is spliced from 5 exons. The record is from RefSeq and is a predicted model, not a curated record. NCBI's taxonomy places the organism in Eukaryota, Metazoa, Arthropoda, Insecta, Coleoptera, Tenebrionidae. Gene Ontology annotation, molecular function: nuclear receptor activity; RNA polymerase II cis-regulatory region sequence-specific DNA binding; zinc ion binding. Gene Ontology annotation, cellular component: RNA polymerase II transcription regulator complex. Bases 429 to 2195 code for a protein of 588 amino acids.
GACUUCACAACAGCACUAACAUAGACCUGGUUCAUGGGAAAGUGGGUCACCGGUCCCGAGUCACUUUCACUUAUUACAUGGGCUCCUAAUCAUUUUCCAUUGUAACCCCGUGCUGACAACACGUCUCUCGGAAGGGGAUUCGCUGUUGAGGCGCUCUUGGACGGUCCGCGCUGGUCAGUUUGCUCACUGAACUCCGUCGAGACGGAGGUGUUCCGUUCCACUGUCGGUGCGUGUGUGUUAUGUGUGCUUGGAUAGCUCCUCCACCGGAUUACUCUUGCACUGGAAUACUGUGUUGUGUCAGUGUUAUGCUUCGGCUUUACCAUGCCCCUAAAUUUCUUCUCUUUCGUGGUGACCUAACCGAACAUAGAGAUUCAUUCCUCGUUGGUCUCGCUUCUGACUAGUCCUUUAAAACGUGUGACUGUUGUGAAAUGUUACUGGACAUGGAGAACCACUCGACGUUGUUAUCUCUGAAUAUGUCCCCUUUUAACGCGAAUUCGGGGGACUCGCCCGCCGGCGCCCAGGCCUCCAGUCCCAUGCCCCAGUACGGCUCGCCCCCUGUCACCUACAACAGCUGCCAGCAGUCCAUGGGUCUGCCGCACCACCAGCAAUCCAUGAUGAUGUCCCAAAACAUGAAUAACCUAGACGCGUCUUAUAUCUUUUCUUCAGGAGCCAGCGCAAUUUCCGGCGUCGACAUGGGCGCCAGUUACCAGAUUUCCGGGCCGGCGACGUCCCUCACCGCCGGAGACCUCCCCGACACGAAGGACGGCAUCGAGGAGCUCUGUCCUGUCUGCGGCGACAAAGUCUCUGGAUACCAUUACGGCCUCCUCACUUGUGAAUCAUGCAAAGGAUUUUUCAAACGAACUGUUCAAAAUAAGAAAGUUUACACGUGCGUGGCGGAAAGAAGUUGUCACAUAGACAAAACGCAAAGAAAAAGGUGUCCCUACUGCCGGUUUCAAAAGUGUUUAGAAGUCGGGAUGAAACUCGAAGCUGUCCGAGCAGACCGAAUGAGGGGCGGCAGGAACAAAUUCGGCCCCAUGUACAAACGAGAUCGGGCACGAAAACUUCAAAUGAUGCGACAACGACAGUUGGCGGCGCAAACAUUAAGGGGAAGCUCUCUUGGGGACGCUAUGUACAACAGCCAACCAGGAACAUCACCAUUCGCAAACAUUCACAUAAAGCAAGAAAUCCAAAUUCCGCAAGUGUCAUCGUUAACGUCAUCACCAGACUCGUCCCCCAGUCCCAUCGCCGUCGCUCUCGGUCAAGUCAACACCUCCAAUCUGGUCCAGCAAGCGUCCAAUCAACAGCCGGCCCUGCAGAUUGUCGGAGUGCCCGGAGGCCCCUCGUCGAUGGUGAUGGGGCCCGACAACAAGCUCUGGGGCUCCGCCAAUUCCACCACCACGUCGCCCCAUUCUCUCAGUCCAAAAGGGUUCCAGUUUGAGACGGUGGUUCAAGGGGGCAGUGCUCCACCGUCGAGUAAAGUGUCACCGCUUAUCAGGGACUUUGUGCAAGCCAUCGACGAUCGCGAGUGGCAAAACUCUUUGUAUACUUUACUCCAGAACCAAACGUAUAAUCAGUGUGAAGUGGACUUAUUUGAACUUAUGUGUAAAGUUUUGGACCAAAAUCUGUUCUCUCAAGUCGAUUGGGCGAGGAAUUCUGUGUUCUUUAAAGAUCUCAAGGUGGAUGACCAAAUGAAAUUACUCCAACAUUCGUGGUCGGAUAUGCUGGUUUUGGAUCACAUGCACCAGCGCAUGCACAACAAUCUUCCUGACGAAAUGACUCUUCACAAUGGUCAAAAGUUCGAUUUGUUAAGUUUAGGAUUAUUAGGCGUACCCAGUUUAGCAGAUCACUUCACUGACAUCACAGCCAAAUUGCAAGAACUCAAAUUUGACGUUAGCGACUACAUCUGUGUUAAAUUUUUAUUGCUGCUUAAUCCAGUGUAUUUUUUAGAUGUGCGAGGAAUCACAAACAAGAAACAUGUACAAGAAGGUUACGAACAAGUUCAACAAGCUUUACUCGAAUAUACGGUGACGUGUUACCCACAAAUCCAGGACAAGUUCAACAAGAUGAUGCAACUGCUACCUGAGAUUCACAGUUUGGCAACGCGAGGGGAAGAGCACCUCUACCACAAGCACUGCAACGGCAGCGCGCCAACUCAGACGCUCCUGAUGGAAAUGCUCCACGCGAAAAGAAAAUAACGGCCGUCCGCCUCUUCGUUUUCGUUACCAUAUCUGUGUGCAAUACCAGCUUACGACACUGUACAUAGGUUACUGGAAAUCUUGUAGUUGUUGAAAUUGAUGCCUUCAUGAAGUACAAAGAGCUAGGGCGGCCAGGCCGCACCGCCACCACAUAUUUUUAUAAAAUAGAGAGCGGCCACAGCACCCUGCUCCGUUGUUUAAUUUAUGAUAAAUGUUACGUUGAUUUAAGUUUUAUGAACGACACACACACACAAAACACACAUUCCAGAUGUGCUCUGGAGGGAUUCAAGGGCAUCCUAGCGUAGGGUAGCGUAGCUUUUAAGAAGCGCGAGUGACAAAUGAACAGCGAACGAAUGCUUGCUUGUGGUUGGUUGGAUAUUGCAGACCAAGUGCACUGCACUGUUUCUUCAACGUUUUAAUCUUAGUACGUGUGGGGACCGUCUUCGAGGACGGCUCUUCUUGUUAGCUUAACCAUGGUGAUGGACUAACAGCUGUAAUUUUAUGUAAUUAUAGAAAUAUACAUACUAUAUAUACACAAUUUAUUACUAGUUAUUAAGUUUAAUUAUAUUAUAAAUAUAUUUGAUUAUGUUACAUAUAUGAAUGUUAAUAUUAUGUGAGAGCAAGGUACUGUGGUCUAACCUGUGUUAUUGUUAUCAUUAAAUUGAUAAAUACUACUGAUUGUUUGUGUUGUGCAGGCUACCUCUAAAGUCUCCUUCGCGUGGGGCCGCUGUGCGAGCCCCGCUGCGCUGGUCAGCGGAGUCUAUUUAUCUGUUAGAGUAUCUUGCCCUGUGACAUGCAAAAAGGCCCUGAGCUUACUAUUGAUUGAUCAGAUAUAUAUUUAUAUAUAAAAUACGUACACUUAUUUAAGCAGUGUGAUUGAGAAGAUGUAUAUAUAAUUUAUGUGGAUCAAAGUGACUUGUUUGUAGAAAUAAAUCACAGUGAAUUAA